CUAGAAAUACCAACUUCACACUAAGCACACUGGUAUAUGGUAGCGUGGUUUCGCCGUUCUUUAUUCUCUUCCUCGAACGUUGAUUGGUGCAGAACCAUGAGUCCUCUCUUCGCCUCGUGGGCUACAAAUACCAUCACCCAUCACCCACUUCUCUUCACAUCCAGAAGAAGGAAUCAUCUAUUUCAUCGCUCAAGUCGAAAGAAGCCGAGGAGUUUGUACAACUAUGUCGAGCACUGUCGGGAAAGUCAUUCGUUGCAAAGCUGCGGUGGCAUGGGAAGCCGGAAAGCCACUGGUGAUAGAAGAAGUGGAGGUGGCUCCUCCGCAGGCCAUGGAGGUUCGCGUGAAAAUCCUCGUCACGGCACUCUGCCAUACAGAUGUAUACUUCUGGGAAGCCAAGGGACAAACCCCAGUUUUUCCUCGCAUAUUUGGUCACGAAGCAGGAGGGAUUGUCGAAAGCGUCGGUGAGGGUGUGACAGAGCUCAAACCUGGCGAUCACGUGCUUCCAGUGUUCACGGGGGAGUGCAAGGAGUGUCGGCACUGUAAAUCUGAGGAGAGCAACAUGUGUGACCUCCUCAGGAUAAACACAGACAGAGGGGUGAUGCUGAACGAUGGCAAAUCGAGAUUCUCCAUCAAUGGAAAACCCAUUUACCAUUUCGUCGGGACGUCAACGUUCAGUGAGUACACGGUCAUUCAUGUCGGUUGCCUAGCCAAGAUAAAUCCUGCUGCUCCCAUGGACAAAGUUUGCAUUCUCAGCUGUGGAAUAUCUACUGGUCUUGGGGCCACCUUGAAUGUUGCGAAACCUCCAAAGGGUUCCACUGUUGCUAUAUUUGGACUAGGUGCUGUUGGCCUUGCUGCGGCUGAAGGUGCCAGAAUUGCCGGAGCUUCGAGGAUCAUUGGUGUCGAUCUCAAUUCGAAAAGAUUUGACGAGGCCAAGAAAUUUGGCGUUACCGAGUUUGUGAACCCAAAAGAUCAUCAGAAGCCAGUUCAGGAGGUUCUUGCUGAAAUGACUGACGGGGGAGUCGACCGAAGUGUUGAGUGCACAGGAAGCAUCAGUGCCAUGAUUUCUGCUUUCGAAUGCGUUCACGAUGGAUGGGGUGUGGCAGUACUUGUCGGAGUGCCGAACAAAGACGACGCCUUUAAGACUCAUCCGAUGAACUUCCUGAAUGAGAAGACGCUCAAGGGCACCUUCUUCGGCAACUACAAACCACGCACCGACCUUCCAAACGUUGUCGAGAUGUACAUGAGGAAGGAGCUCGAGCUGGAGAAGUUCAUCACGCACGAAGUCCGUCUCUCCGAGAUCAACAAGGCUUUCGACUACAUGCUCAAGGGAGAGUCGCUCCGCUGCAUCAUCCGCAUGGACGGAUAGAGGAGCCUUGGCAGCCCGAUCGGGUCCGACCCGAUACGUUAGAUCAGGAACAUGAUGUUGAAAGUUGGAAGAGUCUUCGUUUGUUUUGUUCCCCCCAUGUUGGUUCCCCCCAUGUACAGUGUGUACAUUGUACCGUGAAUUGAGUUUGAAUAAAGAUGCUAGUCCGAAUUGUCACUGUAUUUC
Molecule: messenger RNA, 1549 nt
Organism: Syzygium oleosum
Lineage: Eukaryota; Viridiplantae; Streptophyta; Magnoliopsida; Myrtales; Myrtaceae
Product: alcohol dehydrogenase 1
Exons: 10
Coding region: 224-1366 (380 amino acids)
Biological process (GO): formaldehyde catabolic process
Cellular component (GO): cytosol
Molecular function (GO): S-(hydroxymethyl)glutathione dehydrogenase [NAD(P)+] activity; zinc ion binding
Source: RefSeq, a predicted model, not a curated record